Messenger RNA from Dracunculus medinensis (Guinea worm), 264 nucleotides. Lineage: Eukaryota; Metazoa; Nematoda; Chromadorea; Rhabditida; Dracunculidae. The record is from the annotation of a GenBank genome assembly.
AUGUUUCGCAGCCAUAUAGCAAGAUCAAACGAACUGCGACUUGUGGACGAGGAGGAUGAUUUCGGAAGGUUUCAUCUAACGGAAAAACUUAUUUUAGCUGUCGUUAUCCGGAUCACAACUUCAUCCUUUGCUUGGCCAUUAGAGACUAGGUUGGAUCCAAAAUAUUUAAAGUCGGGCUCUUUCUCAACCGGCAAUGAAUUGAUAAAAUUAGGUUUUUUAUGUGGUCAGCAAAAAGGACUACACAUCUGUGAUGCUAUGCUCUGA